Physella acuta is the source of this 546-nucleotide messenger RNA. RefSeq lists its product as uncharacterized. NCBI's taxonomy places the organism in Eukaryota, Metazoa, Mollusca, Gastropoda, Physidae. The record is from RefSeq and is a predicted model, not a curated record.
AUGUUUUUUAAAAAUAUUUUUUAUCCCUUAGAAAAAUGCAGAUCCUGCUAUUGUAGCAUUGACUAUUGUGAAUUUGUUGACUCCGGAUUUAUCGGAAUCAUAGCCGGCACGACUAUUGGCGGUCUUGUAUUGGUUGCUCUCAUUGUGACUGCCGUGGUCUGUAUAAUCAGGAGGGUCCGAAGAACUAGGCAGAGUAACAGGGAGAGACCAACAACACAAGAGGCAUCUAUCAACAUCACUCAAUUCAACAAUAAUAAUACUAGUGAUCACACAAGCAGUGAAGGUGAUCCAUCUGUGAUUGACUUGACCGUGUUUGCCGGGAUUGAUGUCCUUCCACUGGUCUUAGCAAACCUGGCCAACUUGGAUCCCCGACCUGGUGUGGGCGAUCCGACAACAUUUGUAAGAAGUUCUGGCAACUGGCCAAGGAUGUUCAUGCCCAACAAGCAAGGUAUAUUUGACACAUUUGUCUCUGGGUUGUGUUUCGUGACGAAAACCCCAACCUGCUUCAACCUGUGUCCUGCCACCACCACAUCUGCCAGAAAAUAG